AUGUUUUCCAAAGAUUGGCGUGGUGAACAUCUGCUCCAUGAACGCUUCUGCCUGGGUUUGGACUCGAACGGCCGCCCCCUCGGCCUGCCUCGAGAGUGCCCGGCAUGUAAGCAGUCACUAGCGGCCGGCAAAGAGCCCACCGUCAUUACCUGGCGCAACCAUUGGAAGAAGUGUCAGCCCGACUAUCCCGUCACCAACGUCUUCACCAUGAAGAACAUCAUAGCCAUGUUCGAGAAGGAUUUACUACCGACCACGGACUGGAACGCCUCGUUUGGAAACAUCCUUUCUCGGAGGGCCACCUUGAUGUCUGACCGCACACUCUGGCCUAUUGCUCAGAAAUGGGAGUCGAAUCCGAACGCAGCCGUCCAAGAAACAAAGACCGUUUUGCGCGCAUACCGGGAUGAUUUCAGUACAUUCUUUCGUGACGCGAUUCCGCUCUCCUUCCACGCCCACAUUUCCGAUGUAACCCCCCACAUCAUUGUCUCUGCCAUCCUCGCGCUUGAGCUCGAGUCGAACUGUCUAAAGAAGACCGAGAAGUUGUCGGCCAAGCAGAUUCAUGAUUGCGGCGUUGCCGUUUUCAACGGAUCCUACGGCGCCGGCCGCGGAGUUCUGGCUGUGACAGCCGCCGCGCCCUUUAUAAGGGAAACGUCGUCCGGUCAGGCGCCCACUGUGCUGACACUGGCCCAAUUACGCUCCCUCCCCCGCCUCAAGCAGACCCUUUCGAAGCUCAGGGCAGAAGGCACCGUUGCCGUCAUUGUCGAGAUCGUCGCGUCCUCGACGGGUCGGCUGUUGACCAAAGACGAGUGGGAAAACCUGGCCCAGGCAUGUCACUCGGCCGGAUUGUACCUCGUCGUCGACGAAGCUCAGACGGCUGUUCGCUGCGGCGCCCCCUUUGCCCACCAUCACCCCACCUACUCGGCAUACCGCCCCUCUUUCGUGCUGUUUGGCAAGGGACUUCGGGCUUGUGGCAUCGCAGCGUACACAGACGGCGUGAUGACCACCAGCCUUGGACAUACAAGCGAGACCAUGCGCAAGGUGACGUAUCGCCUCGACUCGACCUUCUCGGAACCCAUCAACUCGUACGUCUUGCUUCAGUCGUGGGCCAUUGUGCGUGCCGCGAUGAAGGAGGACUGGCCGCGCCGCGCCACGCGGAUCGGGGAGAACCUGCGGAGGAUCCUGGCGGACAUGACUCCGCCAGCCAAAACGACCUCUGUCAUGGGAAUGGGGGCCUUCAUCCUGAUCGAACGGGGCCAGGCUGCCACGCUGUGCAUCACCGGCGCCAGCGCUGGCAAAAAGACGAUCCGGUGGCUACCCCCCCUCGACAAGUCCCUCGCCAACUACGAGGCGGUUCGUGCCCUGUUCGGGCCCGCCUCCGCCAUGUUCCGGGACGACCUGUACCAGCUCCUGGACGAGCCAACCAUGGUCUGCGUCAAUUGCGGCGAGGCUCUCGAGGGCGCCGAGGGCACCUCGUGGGUGCGGUGCCCCACGUGCAAGGGGGCUUUUUGCGGGUUCUGCACCGAGGAGGGGUAUGAAAUGGCACCUGUGCACCAACGAGGCGAAUGCCUGUCGUUCUAG
Colletotrichum graminicola M1.001 is the source of this 1575-nucleotide messenger RNA. RefSeq lists its product as uncharacterized. The record is from RefSeq and is a predicted model, not a curated record. Bases 1 to 1575 code for a protein of 524 amino acids. Lineage: Eukaryota; Fungi; Ascomycota; Sordariomycetes; Glomerellales; Glomerellaceae. The transcript is spliced from 3 exons. Gene Ontology annotation, molecular function: pyridoxal phosphate binding; transaminase activity.